AAAGGUGAUUCUACUACUACAAUUAAUGACAGAAAUGACUCACAAUUCAAAACAUUUCAAGUACUAAAAUAAAUCCAGUUAAUUCUUGAGGUAAACUGAAGGUUACAUGUAUAAAAAGACUAAAUGCUCUUAAUCGGCGAUUGCUGGAAAGAGCUCUAUAAGCGAAGUGCUGCAAAAAUCGCCGUCCAUCAGAGUACAAACACCCACGAUAUUCUAUAAAUAUGCCGAGCAGCCCCCGCACGAUCCACUCUCCAACAACACGCAUGAGCCGCGCGCCUUCAUGACUCUUUUGGGCUGGAAAAAAAUGAAAAAGUCGCAGUAUUCCAGAGCACCAGAGAGAAGUCGUCUUUUUAUUGUGGUUAUUGGCGAGUGUGGUCAGUUAAAGUCUCUGUGCACAUUAGUGCUCGGCGAAUCAGAUACUGCGCCAGUGUUGGCACAUAAAUGCUCUCGCGCACUGCGUGGACAGGCACUUGUGGCCACGCGCGGUCUGCAUUGCGUCGAAGCCUCCCCUCCCCCAUCCCGCUCCCAUGUGCAAUACAGUGCAACAAUAUGUUGGGCAUGAUUAAGGAAUUAUUCCCUCUCCGCUUAUUGAUCUCUCCUUUAAGAAGCCUUUCGCUUCCAUACCCCCCUGUCAGUGCGUCCCGAUAAAACAGACCGCUCGUCAUCUUGUCUACUCGUAAGAGGGAAAUUUUGCUGAUGCAGUGAUGUCUGGAAAUGGUAUGGUUCGCUUUUGCCCCCUUAAUGUAUCUCCCGCCUGAGCUGAGCUGCAGCAUUACAAUUUCUCAUGCAGUAUAAGCCAUUUACACCAAGGUGCCGCCGCACGAGCAGGAGCGGAGGGAGGACGUUGCGGCUUGAUGUUUUUCUUUUCAGCCUUUUCAGUCUUUUAGCACAGGUUUCAACUGAAUGUGAAGCAGCUUCGUAAGGCAUCUUGUUUAAGCCAUAUUUAUUUUAUUGCUAUUUGAUCGUUUGCGAAUGUCGUGAGUCGUUUUGCGUUAUGGAUGUGACAUUUAUGGACCGCAGUCGAACGGUCUGAAAGUGAGAAGAUGUGAAGAAGCCUUUUUCAUGCAGCAAAAAGGACUUGAGGGUGCAUUGCUGACAGGAGACAGCCGGCAGAAGACGCAUUCCUUCAGUAACGAGAGGCAGCCGAAGUGGAUGCAGUGGAAAGGAACGAUGGUCGAAUCAGUGACAACUGCAGUGGGGCCACGCUGAAGAAAAGAACAAGUUAUACUCUGUACCAGGAUAUAUUUGAAGAACUGGAGAAAAGGAAGGAAAGCAACGCCUUUGGGAGGGCAAUUGGAUGUCUACUUCAUUAAAUUAACUCCUGCGGAGCUUCAACUUUGACCUGCAGGAUGACAGUUGUGGCUGGGGACAACAUGGAUGAGACCUCUGCCGUGCCGGGGCAUCCGCAGGACACAUACCCCCCUGACCAUGACGAUCAUGAAUGCUGUGAACGGGUGGUCAUCAAUAUAGCGGGCCUGCGAUUCGAGACGCAGCUUAAAACUCUCGCCCAGUUCCCAGAGACUCUCUUAGGUAACCCAAAGAAGCGGAUGCGUUAUUUCGAUCCCUUGAGAAACGAGUACUUCUUUGACAGAAAUCGUCCGAGCUUUGAUGCCAUCCUGUACUAUUAUCAGUCCGGCGGACGACUGAGAAGGCCGGCGAAUGUCCCGUUGGAUAUGUUCUCAGAAGAAAUUAAGUUCUAUGAACUUGGGGUGGAGGCAAUGGAGAAGUUUCGUGAGGAUGAGGGCUUUAUCCGUGAGGAGGAGCGACCUUUACCAGAGAAAGAGUUUCAGCGACAAAUCUGGCUCCUGUUUGAGCAUCCUGAGAGCUCAGGGCCAGCCAGAGGAAUUGCUAUUGUGUCUGUUAUGGUCAUUUUAAUUUCCAUCGUCAUUUUCUGUUUGGAGACUUUACCUGAACUGAAAGAGGACCCUGAGGGGCGUAUAAAGAUUAUAGGCAACACCACAUACUACUACAAACCUAGCAUUCUGGCCGAUCCAUUCUUCAUCAUUGAGACCCUCUGCAUUAUCUGGUUUUCAUUCGAAUUGAUAGUGCGCUUCUUUGCUUGCCCAAGCAAAGCGGCCUUCUUUAAGAACAUGAUGAACACCAUUGACAUUGUGGCUAUUAUCCCUUACUUCAUCACGCUGGGCACAGAGUUAGCAGAGGAACAAGACGGAAAAGAGGGAAAGGGCGAGCAGGCAACAUCACUGGCCAUCCUCAGGGUGAUCCGUCUGGUCAGGGUGUUCAGAAUCUUCAAGCUGUCCAGGCACUCCAAAGGCCUUCAGAUUUUAGGGCAGACCCUCAAAGCCAGUAUGCGAGAGCUCGGAUUGCUUAUUUUCUUCCUCUUCAUUGGCGUCAUAUUGUUCUCCAGUGCUGUGUAUUUUGCAGAAGCAGAGGAAAAGGAGUCCUACUUCAGCAGCAUCCCAGAUGCAUUCUGGUGGGCAGUUGUGUCAAUGACUACCGUAGGCUACGGGGACAUGGUCCCAGUGACCAUCGGGGGCAAGAUUGUGGGUUCCCUGUGCGCCAUCGCUGGUGUGCUGACCAUUGCCCUCCCCGUGCCAGUCAUUGUGUCCAACUUCAACUAUUUCUAUCAUAGAGAAACCGAAGGAGAGGAGCAGGCCCAACUCCUGAACGUGAGCAACCCGAACAUUGCCUCCGAUUCAAACUCUAGUCGCCGAAGCUCCUCAACCGUCAGCAAGUCUGAGUACAUGGAGAUAGAUGGAGACAUAAACAACAGCAUCGACAAUUUCAGAGAGGCCAACCUCAGAACUGGCAACUGCACUAUCCCCAAUCAGAACUGUGUGAACAAAAGUAAGCUGCUAACCGAUGUCUAGAGGCACAGUUGAAAAGUCACGUGCUGACUGAAGUCACAUAUGAAUGCUUACUUUACCUCCUCUCGUGAGCCCUUGCAAUGCGAAUAACUCUACAAUGCAGACGAAAGAAAAAUACUACACCAAAACAUUUAGAACAUAACUGCAACAAAUGAGGCAGACAAUUCAGUAUAUACAUUUCCAAAGAGGAUGAAUGAGAAAAAAGCCUCCUCAAGCAUCUAGCUAGCGUCCAUGGGCAUUGAAGGACUCUCGACGGCGGGAUUACUAAAACAUCACGCAUGGACUACAGACUACAUUUCAGCAAGCUGCACACUGCAUCUGGGAAAGUGCAUAAAAGACCAAGUGCAGUGUUCGGUGGACGCCUCAUCCGUAGGUGGUCUUCCCCAACUGACCAGCAAAGCACCUUAUAUGAACAAGACUUAUCUUCUGCUGGGAUGCUACGGAGGCCAAGGUCAUCGCCUCAUGGACAUCCGCAUUGCUGCUAUUUUCCAGCAGAUGCUGUAAUUUAGAUAUCACCAAGUGAUUAAAUGCCAUGCCCUUUAGAUAUAAGACAGCACAAUGCCGAAGGAGGAGCCUCAUAGUUAGCAUGUUUAGAUUAUCCUCAUUUUGAUAUUGGCAUGCGUCGGACAUUACCUCAUGAAGAUAGGAAAUCCAUUCCUUUUUUGCUUUUGAAAUUUUUGUGUUCAGCUCCAUCAGCUCCCCUCUACAUCGACCUCCUCUCAUUGGUCGCCAUGAAAAGUGCACUAGUGUGUCAUGAUUUGAGAUGCUAAUCAUUUAGGUGUAUUUAAAGACUGAAUGUUUAACCUUAUGGGAAACAGAAUCUUAAUGAUAUCAUAGCAUGUCAGAAGAACCUGCAUUAUGGCCUAAUCAACUAAGGUACUGUGUAUCCUAGUAUAUUUAAUGCAUGACAUCGGUAUAAUACAGCUUGUUGCAAUUGAGAUACCUCAUAAGGGUGUCAUUGUUACAAUCAGGGAAACUAGGGACAUCGAUUCCUUGAUAUUUUCUGAAAUGUGACAAAAUAUAUAUGCAAGCCCCAACGCUGGGAUGCAAACUUUUCAAUCUAAAAAGUAGUCGAGGACACAGAAAAAGAACUAUCAAGAUACUAUCAAAUGCAUAUACUCAUACUAAGCGCACCUGUUAAAAAAAUUAUAUAACUUAAAUAGUGCAGUGCAUGGGCAUUCUCUCUCUUGGGAGAGAGAGAGCAAAAAAAACAAAACACAAAAAAAAAAAAAAAGAAAACUUUGGGCAAUUAUACUUCACGCUUCCAUUUUGUGAUCAAAUUUAGGAUAUCAAGAAUUGCUUAAUUUAUCUUAGCAGGAUGCAAAAGAGAACAUGGCAGAAUUACUCAUAUUAGUUGCUAGUGCCUUUGACCCUCUCAGCAACCGGACAGGUGAAAGUGCCUCUGAGUAACUGGAGUUUUAGGCAGGGCAAGGGAACAAUAUCUGCUCUAGAACUGUCAUAAUGUAUGUAUUGAGGCUGGUCAUUACAGUGUAUACAGAGUGCUUUUUAUUUUUUGUUGAUGAUUUUUUGUUAUUGUUGGUGUUGUUUCAUUUGUGACACAUGGUUGUCAGGCACAAACCCGAAACUUUACGUGUUUUCAUACGACAGCUGAGCUUGAAUAUGAAAUCAGACAUAUGAUUUUCGCAUGACAGGACCUUUCAGAGUUUUGGAUCUGCCUUUCAUUGUGGUUUUGAUUAUGUUGUGCCAUAAUUAAAAGUCUACCUCAGUGAGGUCGCCGCACAGCUCACUGCAGAGCAGAACAUGAGAGUACAUAACAGCCUAUGAAGUGUGAUGAUAAGCCAGAAAUAAUACACUAAGAGUACCCCCGAAUUAGCCUUUUUUUUCCAAGCACUUAUAACAAACGCAACAAUACGACGACCCCUGACCCCUUGGAUCUGUAACGCUCCCUUGCUAAGCACAAUCAACAUCUACUUGGUUGUUUCACAGUCUUUUUUUAAAAAAAGAGAGAGAUCUGGGAAGAAACAAUAGCACAGGCUUUCCUAUACCACAGGGUAUAAACUAGACUAGGGUUGUCCAGUCCUGCUCCCAGAGGUCCAGUUCCCAAUCCCAAUUCUGGGGGUGUCCAAACUUGGUACUGGAGGGCUGAGCACUGUUCCGCAAAGUUUAGCUUCAACUUGCCUCAACAGUGUCUAGAAGCUUCUAAUAUGCCUAGCAAGACCUUGAUUAGCAAAAUCAUGUGUAGUUAAUUGAGAUACGCGUUAAAAUAUGCAGGUCAGUAGCCUUCUAGGAGCAGGAUUGGACAUCUCUGCAUCUGAAUACACACAUUUAUGCUGCUUUGGAUGUUGGAUAAAGCUCAUCUAAGGUUGGCUUGGCAGAAAUGUGCAUCAUGGGCACAUAGCAGCAGAAAAGGGGGAGAAGCCAGCCCCUCCUGAAAGCUAAGACUAUGAAUGGGACACCCUUUCCCAGUCUCUGGGACUUAACGGCCACUGUUAGUCCACAAGACUGCGAAUGCACACCAAGUGUGAAAUUUUUGAUUAUUUGAUAUGGUUCCUAUUGAAUCUUUUACUGAUUUUAAUUUUGCUUGGAGUUAAACUCUGCAGGACAGCGGACCUUCUUGGUGCAAGUUAAGGCAUCCCUGAACUAGACAUCUAUUUACAAAGCUAAAAAUUGACAAAAUCUUUUCAUUUUAAAAUAUGUCUUCUAAAACAUUUCCACUUGGUGUUAAAAGUUUAAAUUAUGAACCCUGCACCCACCAAGAACUACUUUGAUUGAAAGUGAAAUCAUGUGUAGGCCGUUCUAGUGUAUAUGGCUAAAGCUUUCCUUUCUCCAUGAUAAUUAAAAAUGCUUCAGAAUGUCCCUCAUUAAAUGAGUUUGUUUGGGGCUAAUUUCAUUUACUAAACACAAGCAAGUCUGCCAGACCAGCUCGUAAACAAGUUGCCUGAUCACAUGACCCUUAUUGAUCGAUGAGGUGUGAUUGUAAUCACAGGCAAACAGCAGUAUUUUACCUUGGGCAGUUUCCUAUAAUGCUAACAUGGGUUUAGUCACCUCUGCUGCAGCUCUGUGACAGAAAGAACUAUUCAGGGGUUUAUUAAAGCUUUUUGUUUGGAAUUCAUAACAUUGCUUUUAGAGGCAAUUUGGGCUUAUGAAACGAAACAACUCAUGCAGCCUGUGUUUUAAUAUGGUGAAUUGAUUAAUUCUAAAAUAAGGACGAGUGUUUGUACCUAGCGUGUGAGUGGUGAUCAAACCCUAUGGUGCUAUGCAUAAUCUUAUAUUUAAUAACUACACCAUAAAUCAUAGCAAUAGGGAGGAAGUUACAGGACUGUCCAGAAUGCUUAUUUUAAUAUCAACCAAGGGCUGUGGCAAACUUUUGAUAAGAAUAGAGAUUAUAAAUGUAAAGGGAGACAUAAUGUACACCAACGAUAAAGUUUUAGUAGGCAAAAUUCAUAUUUCAUGUACUUUACGUUGCUAUAGUUAAAAAAAAAAAAAACAGAACAUGAGACUAAUUUUGCUAUCUCCCGUACUGAAGCAAAUUAUGUUCAAACUUUAUGCCUCUGAUCUAAGGUGAGGACUGUUUAUGUAUAAAAUAUUUAAAUAAAUUAUGGCUUAGGAGGUUAUUAGUUGAGUCUGUAAAGGUGUAAAUCCAUAACAUACUACAUAUUUUCACUUGUUUUUCUAUGUAUAUAUAUUUGCAUCGCAAGAAGCUGAUAUUAAGCUUUAUUUUCAGAACGGAUAAGAAAUUACUUAUAAAGCCCUGUACUUGACAUGCUGGGAAAAACAUGCAUAUUGUGGCCAUAAAUUAACUAAUAUCCAAGCAGGUUUACUAAUUUGUUCCUCUGUGUACAAUGAAAAAUUGUUUGUUCCCUCAUUUGGUAAAUAAUGGCCAUGUUGCAAUAUUUAUCACCUUGUUGUAGUGUAGAGAAUAAAUUAGUUCAACGUGGCCACGGUUAACUAAAACGAGGGAAUUAAUAAAUCACUGGAUUAAAUUCCAUUUUUUCACACUUGAUUUAACUAAAACAAGUGAAUUAACUUGUGAUUUCAAUGUAAAAAAAAAAGACAACAUUUUCGAAAUUUAUAUUAUAGAAUUGUUCAUUUUUUUUCACAAUUUUACAAUAACUAAAAGAAAUAACAACUUUGGUUUACUAAAAUGAAAGAACAAAUUAUGAAUUUGAGACAUGACAGUUAAAACGGUUGAUCAAAUUAGAAAAUCGUGACUUAAAUUUACAAAUAAAAAAAAGUGAUUGAACUAUCUAUAUUAAUUGUAGCUACAAAUUAUUAAAUGUAAGAAGACAUUCUUAGUUUGUGAGAAGAAGUACAUAAUUUAUGGUCAAAAUUUUUCUAAAAAGAAAGAAUGAAUUUCUUAUUUGAGGAAAUAAAUUCUUAAUGUGUGGCUGUGACUGAACUAAAAUGAUGUAAACAAAUUGUUUAUUAAUAUCAAUUAAUUUUUAAUUUGUGGCCAUGAUUGAACUAAAACGAGUAAACAAAUUAACAAAAAGAGAACAAUUGUGGGACUUAACUAAAAUGAUUUAACAAAUUUGUAAAUUGUGGCUACAACUAAUUAAAAUGUAAAAAUAAAUGAUUAAUUUGUGAGAAUAAAUUCAUAAUUUCUGGCCACAAUUUUACUAAAAUAAGUGUAUAAAUAAUGGUACAAGCAAAUCGUACUAAAAUGUAAAAAUGAGAACGUAUAAACUAAUAACAAUUAGCCAAUUAUUGGAAAAGUUACGAAUUAAGUUGGAUUUAACUGAAACGAGCGAAUAAGUUAGUAAUUUGUGAAACCAAUUAAUUAAAAUAACAGAUCCAAAUCUUAAUUCAUUGUAAUUACUUUCAUACUUUUUUGUCAUGAGUGAACUAAAACAAGUGAACAAAUUAGCAAACCGUGACUGAUUUGUGACAAAACCAGUGGCCGCAAUAUAUUUUCCGCAUGUCAAUUGCGGGGCUUCAAAAAUAACAUACACUGUAGAAGGAAAAGACGAAAACUACUGAGUGACAUAACUACUACCGAGUUACCAGAUGUAAAGCUUGCUGUUGAAAAAUGAGGGACGCUAAUAGUGCUCCCAGGUUGUGGCCUUUUUGGAGGAUGUUGCAGACAUACUUAUUUUCUUCACCUGCGUGGCCUCGUCUAGCUAUAUUACCAUGUUGCGUCCAUGUGGCACUAUAGUUAACUGUGCUUUAAACAACCCAUGCCCUUGAUAAAACUACAGUAGACUCACAAACGAGUCCUUAAGACAAGCCAUUACAAUAUAUAGGAAGAUUAUAGCUUGUAUUAUCGAUAUCAUGAAAUAAAUCAAAUAAACGGCAUUAGCAUCGAAAAUGUACUGUACAUUGUACUUUUUUUUUGUAAUAACCUCAACUCCAUACCACCAUACCGAACCAAAAGUCAACAGCAACCUAGCAAUUGCAAAAAUCUGCAUGGUGUAUGGAAGACUGCAUGAGCUUAGCCUUUCAAAACUGAGGAUCAACUAUAUUCUGGUUGCAUCAUUUUUUAAGCCCUUGCUGUCAUUUGUUCCUGAAGCCAUCUUCAUUAUUUAUUAGCUGUUAUUUUCGUUCCCUAAACGUUAUUUAAUCCACCGAUCAGAUUUAAUUGAUUGAUUUAUUUAUGUCGGCUUUAUUUGAGAUUCUCUUUCAGGAUGCUGAAUGAUACAUGGAUUAUAUAAUGACAUGAAUUCAUUGACACGUUUAAUUCUGCCAAAAAAAAAAAAAAAAGAGAGAGCAGGAAACCCAAACUAGAGUCCAUACAGUCAUUACGUACUGGCCAUUUCAGCUACAUGUUUAUGUUCGAUGAUGUUAAUGUUUGUUCCAUGUAUUUAACAUGUUUAUCUACUUUUUGUACUUUUGUUAUGCUAAAUUAUGUUCAUUUUGUUGUACAUUGACAAAGGCAUGGUCUGUGAUCUAUGCAAGGGUUCUUUUGUUUCUUAUGUCAAAUAUGAUUUGAUCAUACAUCCAAAUCAAUAAAUUUUUAAUGAUCAGC
Molecule: messenger RNA, 8751 nt
Organism: Danio rerio (zebrafish)
Lineage: Eukaryota; Metazoa; Chordata; Actinopteri; Cypriniformes; Danionidae
Source: RefSeq, a predicted model, not a curated record